Messenger RNA from Cylindrotheca closterium, 624 nucleotides. Lineage: Eukaryota; Bacillariophyta; Bacillariophyceae; Bacillariales; Bacillariaceae. The record is from the annotation of a GenBank genome assembly.
AUGCGUAUCAAAGACACGGUCAAUGUCGUUUGCUCGAUUCGUAAAUUGGCCUAUUGCACCCGCAGCUCGCCUGUCUCUGGAGCACUGUUUACUAAAUGGGACGACGAUGUCAACAAUGCCGAUAAAUGGAAUGGCUCUUGCACUGGAUAUGCAGAAUCGUAUUCCGAUUAUCCAGAUGCUAAGUCCUGGGAGGAAAAGGGUAUUGCAACCUUCAAAAUGUGCAAUAACCAGUACGAUGCACUUGAAGUCUGGAUGGAAAACCUGCUGGACCCGCGCCUUCUUGCUGACAAAGGGACUCCACAGUUUGACAAUGAUUGGGAAAGCCGUGCCUUCCUCUUUGGACUGGUAACCCAAUGCCCCUUGAUGAUCUUUGGGUAUAAUGAUCCAGUUGACAAUAAAUUCAACAGUCAAUCAUACUGGAACAAGGAGGACCCAUACAAUCCUCAUCUUCGGUUUUUGGAAAAUCCUCUUCCUUUGAUCUGGUUGAUUGCAGCGCCUUGGGCGGACUCUUCCCGCGAUCCGGUCUCCAAAGAAGCAUCUGAAGAAAUGCGGUUGAUCCAGCGCCACAAUGAAUUUAAAAAAGUUGAAGGCUGCCGCCGUCAACAAGUCCAAGAAAGCCUGUGA